Molecule: messenger RNA, 24872 nt
Organism: Centropristis striata (black sea bass)
Lineage: Eukaryota; Metazoa; Chordata; Actinopteri; Perciformes; Serranidae
Product: nesprin-2-like
Exons: 5
Coding region: 1074-24872 (7932 amino acids)
Source: RefSeq, a predicted model, not a curated record
CUGGAGAGAAGCGAUAUAAAAUGUUUUAGAGAUAAUUUUGCAAGCCUGAAUCAUCCGCAUAGCGCUCCAAAGAAUUGGACACUUAAACAGACAAGCAGUGCUGAAAUGACUCACUAAAAUGUGUCCUGUCUUCUCAAACUUUGACUAUGAAUCAAAGAACAAAAGGAAGAAGAGCCUCAUGGGAAUAAGCAGUUCCGAAGUUGUAAUAUGAAAAUAUAUAAGCCAAGAGACAAUGAGCAGAGACAUCAUAACAGCAGGAUGACCUAAACAAACAUAAGUACCCAAUAGAAAACAACAGGCAAUUAGAGGACAAACAAACUAAAGUCAGCACAAAAACCAAAAUGGAGAUUGUGAAAAGACAAAGACAGUUGACAGCUCAACUAAUGGAGGACAUUGAACAACUCUGGGAAGAGACACAAAGGGAGACAACUGAAAUUGACCACCUGAAGUCGCAUGAGGAUAUUGAAAGACUGACAGCUGAAAAAAAUGAACAGUACUUUUUAAUAAAGGCACUAAGAUUACAGAUAGAACAUGUUAUGGAGAAAGUUGACGAGAGUAAAAAUGAAGCCACUCAAGAAAAAAUGCAACUUCAAAAAAUGUGGACCAAGAUAUACCAAGAGAGGGAAACUCUGGAAAAAAGACGUAAUGACCUCAUCGAUGAGCGACACAAGUUAGAAAUGAUCAAGUACGGUGGGACAAAAUCACAAAACAGUACAGAACCCCAAGAACCCAUGGAACAGAUAAAGAGUCUGCUGAGCCUAGUAAACACAAUUAAGACAAAAAUGCUUGAAGCAAAGCAGGCAAAAGAACAAAUGGAGAAAAACAUGGUAGACAUACAGCAAGAGUUAAAUAAAAAUAAAAAUAAUACUGUCCAACUUAGAGAUCAAGUCAAGCACAUCAAACAUAAUAUUAAUGUCCAUAUCAAAGAGAUGAAGCAAAAAUGUAAAAAAAAUAAAAACGCUGUUGAGAUGCAUAAAGUCCCAGUCCCAGAGAUGGAAAGUAGAGAAAAAAAGAAUAAAAAAAAAGACAAGUUUGACAGCCUGAGGAAUAAACUUGGCACAAUCCAGGAAGAGAUGGAGAAACUUUGGAAAGUGCUAGAAGACAGUGGACCAAAACUUGAAGUACCGGUGAGAAAGAAGCAGAAGCUAAAGAAAGAGAGUGGUCAAAUAGAAAGAACUAAAAUGAAGACUGAAAGAGAAAACAUAGAGAAUGACAGGCAGUUAGCCAAAGCAGAAAUUAAUGCCAUGGAGUGUGUGAGGGAGAGUAUGGAAAGGGAAAAACAGGAGUUGGACAACACGUUACAAAAGACAAAGAAGGCAAUAAGAGAAAUGGAAGUGUUGAACACUGAGAUUGAAAUGAAGAAAAAGGACCUGGUAAAAAUGAUACGAUUGCAAAUGAAAAAAGGGGGAGAAAUGAGCAAGAUGGCGGGGGAGUCUGAACAUGAUAAACAAGACAUUAAGGCAAGACAAUAUAUGAGUGAGGAGCAGGUGCUGGAGGGGAACAUGGAGGACAGGUUUGAUGAGCAGAAGAUUAGACUUCAACAGGUUGAUAGGACAAGAGACAUAACACAACAUAAAGAAAAUCAGUUUGAGGAAGAAAACAUGGAACCAUACACCAGGAUUAAAGUGAAUACUAACAUGAAGAGAUUAAUUCUUGACGUAGAAGGAAUCAGAAAUAUGCUGUGUAGGGUGAGAGAAGAUGCAGAGCAAAGCAGGAGGGACUUUACAGAAGAAAAGAGUCAAAUCCAAUGGAUGAAUUUUCAAGUAAAAAAACAGAGACAAGCGCUUGACCAACGGCUGGAGAAGACCAUGAAAGAGAGAGAUGACUUGGAAAUCACAAAAGCGAAGAUACAAAAACACAGGGAGGAGGUUGAAAAAAACCUGGAAGAUAAAAUAACUACAAUUGUGACCAUGAGAGCUAGCAUAGAAAAAGCUGCAACAGAGAUGAAAGGCACCAGAGAAGAGAUGCUCAUAGUCCAAAGGAAGCUGGAUCAGAACAAGGAAGAGCUCAAAAAUGACAUGGAUAAGAUGACUUCCAUGAAAAUUCAGGUCAGCAAAUGGGUCUUGAAUGAAUCUACAGCCAAAAAUACAUUUCCAAGGAUUACAGCUAAACUUCAAGAACCAAAGAACGACACAGUCAGAGACCAUCUCAAACAUCAAACAUUUGAAAUUGCAACUGACAAAGAAGAAGCAGCAUGUAUAACAAAUGAAACCUGGUCUAUGCAACAAUCGAUAACAUUAGAAGAACAGCAUCAAGAUAUAGAGGUAAAAGAUCAAGAGCACAUGCAUUCAGAGUACAAACAGCGACAAGCCUUUUUUACAGUGGACGCACAGGAAGAGCAGAAUAUUUUAUUACAGAUGCCGACAAAAAUGUAUGAAGACACAUUAAUGGAUUAUGAUCAGGCAGAAUUAGUGAUACCUGGAAGAGAAAUUAAAGAAGUGCAAAGGCAGAUGUACAAACUCAAGGAGAGAGAGGAGAAAAUAAGGGAGCAAAUAAAGUAUGCUAUGGAGAACAUGGAGGAAAAAAAUGAAGGCAUUAAAAUGCUCAUUAUGGAAAUAAAUGACCUGCAGAGCCAAAAGCCAGAGACUGAAAAUGGGUUACAAAUUACAGUCAUGGACAGCACCAAUGUUUUUAAACAUGAAGCAGUUAAAUAUGAAGUAAAAGUGCACAAACAGGGGACUGACAAUAAGGCUGAACAAGAAUGUAUUGCAGAUUUUCAGAUGGAGAUGGAAGAACGAAGACGGAAGUCAGUAGAAAAUAUGCAGACACAUACUGAGGAGAUAGACGGAUGUUCUGACAGAAAAGACACAAGAAGUUCUGAUAUACAAAGACUUAGGGCAGAGAUUUAUAGAACACAAGAAAUCAUGAGACUAGUGUUUGAAAAUCAAGCUGAAGAAAGUCUUAUUAACAAAGAUCAUAAGGAUGAAGAAACUGGAAUUAAAGGAUUUCUACAAGACAUGAAACAGUUUCAAGAGCUUUUGAAACAAUUAAAAACUGCAAUAGUGCAAAGGCAAAUGCAUGUCAGAGAAGAAAUGAGCAACAUGAGAUUGAUGAAAACCUUGGUGAAAAAACAGAAAAGAAAACUGGAUCAGAGAUUAGAGAAUACUUUGAGAGAGAGAGGUGAAUCUGAUAUUUUAAAAAUAAAAAUGCAGAGACAAACUGAACUGACGGAGCAGAAAAUUGCAAAACUUAGGAGCACUGUAGAGAGAAUUGUCGCUAAGACAAAACAGAAAAGAGAAGACAUGGAGAUUAUUUUGACAGGCACCAAAGUAAAAAUGAGGAAGUUGGAAGACCUUAACUCUACAAUUGAGACUUUAAAACAAGAUGUGAAGAACAGCCAUCUUUUAUUAUCCCAGGAAAGAGCUUACUGUGAAAAACUUAACUCUGAAAUCCAGCAGGAAAAAGAUCACGUGAGAGAGGAGGGAGACAUAGCAAGACUCGCCAAAAUAACAAAGAAAAGAAUGGGCAAAGAAAUUGAGGAAAAGGAAAAAGAAAUGAUCAGACUCAGAUCAAAAUUGGAGAAACUGGAAAAGGAUAUCAAACUGAAAAUGGAUAGUUUGGAUCAGAAAAACUGUGAAAUUGAACAACUGAAAAAGGCUAUAAAUGAAAAAGUGGAACAAAAGACUGAGAGAGAAGAGAUUGAGAUUCUGAAACAAGAGAUACGAGUAGAAAAGGAGAAUGUGGGAAUAGAAAGACAACAAGCUGAGGCACAAAAGCAUGAGAUUGAAAGACAGAAGCAGGAGCUUGAUGACAGGCUGCAACUGACUAAAAGAGAAAUAAGAGAGUUGGAGCUGCUGAAAGCAGAGCUGGAAAUAAAGAAAAAGGAAAAUCAAAAGAUAUUUAGAAAAAGCAUGCGAAAAAAGGAAAAGAGUGAAAUAAAGUGGAAUGAAAUACAUAGAGAAAAUGUAGAACUGACAGAUGAGAACAAAGAGAGAAGAAGAGGAUUAGACCAAAGGCCGGAAGCCAUGAGAGAGGGGGAUGAGUGUGAAAUGUUGAAGAUGAAAGUACAAUGGCAGAAGGAAGAGCAGGCUGAAGAGAAGCAGGGUUUAAAAGAGCAGACUAGUGCUGUGCAAGUAGAAAGGAAACAAGAAAAACAAGAGGUGACAAGCAUCAGGGAGGAAGUGGAAAUGACACUCCAAAGCUCAAAAGCCAGAAGUUUUGUUAUUGACCUUGAAAACAUUAGACAAAAGAUUAAUGUAGAUUUGGAAAUAAUGAGAAGAGAAAUGGCAAUGCUGGAACAUGUAAAUGUACAUUGGGGCAAACAAAGAGAAGAGCUCAAAGCAGUAAAUGCUGAGAACAGGAAUCUAAGAAACAAUAUGAUCCAAAUAAAAUAUCAGGUAAAGAUGGAUUUUGAAAAAAUGACCAUGAAAGCAAAAGUGGAGGUGGAUCAAAUGGUCCACAUGAGGGGUGAAAUCCAAAAACAAAAACAGGAGCUUGACAUCAGACGAGAAAAAGUUAAAAGAGAAGGAAGAGAGAUUGAAGUGAUGAAGUCCGAGUUGGAGAUGGAAAAAAGACUAAAUCAACGGAUGAUCCAAAAAGGCAUUCGAAAAGAGCAAGAAGCUAAAAAGAUGUGGGCUGAGGUCAAAGGAGAAAAAGAUGCCCUCAAGAAGGUAAUGCAGAAAAGUAAGAAAGAGCUUGAACAACGGCUAGAGAGGAUCAACAGAGAACGGGAUGAACUAGAGAUCAUGCAAAUCAAGAUGCAGAGAGAAAAGAAUGUGAGCAAAGGAGGAGUGGAGGAGUCCAGAAUGGUCACUAUGACAGAAGUUUCACAUCCAAUUCAGAAGCACUGGAAACUAAUUCGGAAACCGGAAUGGGAGCUGAUGAGGACUGACAUCCUGAAACAAAGGGAGACUUUAGAACAAGAGAAAACAGAAAUUGGAGAGAAACUGGAACUGAUGGAGAAGGAUGCUAUGAUCACCAUCAGUGAAGACAGGGAACAAGUCAAUCAGAUGAAGAGUAGCACAGACGGGGACAGACAAAUGUUUGAGAAUGAAAAGGACAGAAUGGAAGGAGAAAGGUCUGAGCUGAAAAUGAGACACAAUCAACUCUUUAGUCAAAUGAAAUCCGUUGUAGCACUGAGGGAAAAACUUCAACAGAUAAAUGAUAAAAGAGACCAGUUGGAAAUCAGACAGACUGAGCUGCAAAAGCAGAAAGAACAAACAGACAUUCUUCUUCAUGAGAUAUAUAGAGAAAAAAACAACAUUAAACAUCUGAAAACUCAGCUUCAGGUAGAAGAAAACAGACUACAGAAAGCCAUGGACAUGAUUACCUCCAAACAAGAAGAACAAGAACUCAAAGAAGAGCAGUUGAAGAGACAAACACAAGAAUUGGAAAGCACUGAGACCAGUUUACUUUUGGAAAGAGAGGAACUGGAACUGAUGAGGAAGGAUGUCAACAAGAAGAAAGAAGAGGUUGAAGCUGCCAUGAUCACCAUCAGUGAAGACAGAGAACAAGUCAAAGAUCAACUCUUCAGUCAAAUGAAAUCUGUUGAGGCACUGAGGGAAAAACUUCAACAGCUGAAUGAAAAAGUGCGUGAAAAAAUGAAAACCAAAUUCAUCAUCCUAGAACAAAACAAUCAAGAUGUCAUCAAACAGGUCAAUGUUUUGGAGCAAAAAUAUCAGGCUCUGGAUAAACAAAAAGAAGUAAUGUUGCGUCACACAGAGACAUUACAGAGAGAACGAGAAGGUUUGAAAAGUGUGUUGUCAGAAGUUGUCGUUCAGAGACUAGAAGAACUGAGGUCACAGCUGAAGCAAUACAGAGAGGAUCUGGAUAGAGAGAGGGGUAUGAUGGACAAAGAGAGACUGGACUUUGAGCUGGUGAGGUCUGACAUCCUGAAACAAAGGGACAGUUUAGAACAAGACAAAACAGAUAUAACUGAGGAAAGAGACCAGUUGAAAAUCAAACAGACUGAGCUACAAAAGAAGAAAGAACAAACAGACAUUCUUCUUGAUGAGAUAAAUAGAGAGAAAAACAACAUAAAACAUCUGACAAGUCAGCUUAAUGCUGAACAAGAGAGACUUCAGAAAACCAUGAACAUGAAUACCUCCAAACAAGAAGAACAAGAACUCAAAGAAGAGCAGUUGAAGAGACAAACACAAGAAUUGGAAAGCACUAAGACCAGUUUACUUUUGGAAAGAGAGGAACUGGAACUGAUGAGGAAGGAUGUCAACAAGAAGAAAGAAGAGGUUGAAGCUGCCAUGAUCACCAUCAGUGAAGUCAGAGAACAAGUCAAUCAGAUGAAGAGUAGCACAGACGGGGACAGACAAAUGUUUGAGAAUAAAAAGGACAGAAUGGAAGAAGAAAGGUCUGAGCUGAAAAUGAGACAAGAUCAACUCUUCAGUCAAAUGAAAUAUGUUGAAACACUGACGGAAAAACUUCAACAGAUGAAUGACAAGAUGAGUGAAGACCUGAACAUUUUUAUGGAGAGAUUACAACAAAACAAUGAGUAUGUAGUAAUGAUGUGCACUGUAUUGGAACAAAAGUGCACAGCAUUAAAAGUGCAGAAAGAAAGCAUGUCUUCUUACAUUGAACUGCUUGAGAAAGAAAAGAAAAGGCUGAUGAGUAUAAUGUCUGACAUGGUCAAUCAGAAAGAAGACAUGGAAAAUCAAUGGAAGCAGAAGUUUGAGCUGGAGGAACAAGAUCUUAAGAAACUGAGGGCAGAACUGAAGCAACACAGGGGAGAUGUGGAUAGACAGAGUGAGAUGAUGAACAAAGAGAAACAGGACUUGGAGCUGAUGAGGUCUGACAUCCUGAAACAAAGGGACAGUUUAGAACAAGAGAAAACAGAUAUAAAUGAGGAAAGAGACCAGCUGGAAAUCAAACAGACUGAGUUGCUAAAGCAGAAAGAACAAACAGACAUUCUCGUUGAUGAGAUAAAUAGAGAGAAAACCAACAUUAAACAUCUGAAAACUCAGCUUCAGGCAGAAGAAAACAGACUACAGAAAGCCAUGGACAUGAUUACCUCCAAACAAGAAGAACAAGAACUCAAAGAAGAGCAGUUGAAGAGACAAACACAAGACUUGGAAAGCACUAAGACCAGUUUACUUUUGGAAAGAGAGGAACUGGAACUGAUGAGGAAGGAUGUCAACAAGAACAAAGAAGAGGUUGAAGCUGCCAUGAUCACCAUUAGUGAAGACAGAGAACAACUAAAUCAGAUGAAGAGUAGCACAGACAGGGACAGACAAAUGUUUGAGAAUGAAAAGGACAGAACGGAAGGAGAAAGGUCUGAGCUGAAAAUGAGAUCAGAUCAACUCUUCACUCAAAUGAAAUCUGUUGGAGCACUGAUGGAAAAACUUCAACAGCUGAAUGAAAAAGUGCAUGAAAAAAUGAAAAGCAAAUUCAUCAUUCUAGGACAAAACAACCAAGAUGUAGUCAAACAGGUUGAUGUUUUGAAGCAAAAACAUCAGGCUCUGGAUACACAAAAAGAAAUAAUGUUGUGUCACACAGAGACAUUACAGAGAGAACGAGAAGGACUGAAAAGUGUGUUGUCAGAAGUUGUCGCUCAGAGAGUAGAAAUGGAAAAUCAACUGCAACAAGAGGAUUUGGUGGAAAAGACAAGACUUGCAGAACUGAAGUCACAGCUGAAGCAAUACAGAGAGAAUCUGGAUAAAGAGAGGGGUAUGAUGGACAAAGAGAGACUGGACUUGGAGCUGAUGAGGUCUGACAUCCUGAAACAAAGGGACAGUUUAGAACAAGACAAAACAGAUAUAACUGAGGAAAGAGACCAGUUGAAAAUCAAACAGACUGAGCUACAAAAGAAGAAAGAACAAACAGACAUUCUUCUUGAUGAGAUAAAAAGAGAGAAAAAAAAUAUAAAACACCUGACAAGUCAGCUUGAUGCUGAACAAGAGAGACGUCAGAAAGCAAUGAACAUGAAUACCUCCAAACAAGAAGAACAAGAAUUCAAAGAAGAGCAGUUGAAGAGACAAACACAAGAAUUGGAAAGCACUAAGACCAGUUUACUUUUGGAAAGAGAGGAACUGGAACUGAUGAGGAAGGAUGUCAACAAGAAGAAAGAAGAGGUUGAAGCUGCCAUGAUCACCAUCAGUGAAGACAGAGAACAAGUAAAUCAGAUGAAGAGUAGCACAGACAGGGACAGACAAAUGUUUGAGAAUGAAAAGGAGAGAAUGGAAGGAGAAAGGUCUGAGCUGAAAAUGAGACAAGAUCAACUCUUCACUCAAAUGAAAUCUGUUGGAGCACUGAGGGAAAAACUUCAACAGAUAAAUGACAAAAGAGACCAGUUGGAAAUCAGACAGACUGAGCUGCAAAAGCAGAAAGAACAAACAGACAUUCUUCUUCAUGAGAUCUAUAGAGAGAAAACCAACAUGAAACAUCUGACAAAUCAGCUUCACGCUGAACAAGAGAGACUUCAGAUUGCCAUGGACAUGAUUACCUCCAAACAAGAAGCACAAGAACUCAAAGAAGAGCAGUUGAAGACACAAACACAAGAAUUGGAAAGCACUGAGACCAGUUUACUUUUGGAAAGAGAGGAACUGGAACUGAUAAGGAAGGACCUGAACAAGAAGAAAGAAGAGGUUGAAGCUGCCAUGAUCACCAUCAGUGAAGACAGAGAACAAGUCAAAGAUCAACUCUUCAGUCAAAUGAAAUCUGUUGAAGCACUGAGGGAAAAACUUCAACAGCUGAAUGAAAAAGUGCAUGAAAAAAUGAAAAGCAAAUUUAUCAUUCUAGGACAAAACAACCAAGAUGUAAUCAAACAGGUCGAUGUUUUGGAGCAAAAAUAUCAGGCUCUGGAAAAACAAAAAGAAACAAUGUUGCGUCACACAGAGACAUUACAGAGAGAACGAGAAGGGCUGAAAAGUGUGUUGUCAGAAGUUGUCGCUCAGAGAGUAGAAAUGGAAAAUCAACUGCAACAAGAGGAUUUGGUGGAAAAGACAAGACUUGGAGAACUGAAGUCACAGCUGAAGCAAUACAGAGAGAAUCUGGAUAAAGAGAGGGGUAUGAUGGACAAAGAGAGACUGGACUUGGAGCUGGUGAGGUCUGACAUCCUGAAACAAAGGGACAGUUUAGAACAAGACAAAACAGAUAUAACUGAGGAAAGAGACCAGUUGAAAAUCAAACAGACUGAGCUACAAAAGAAGAAAGAACAAACAGACAUUCUUCUUGAUGAGAUAAAUAGAGAGAAAAACAACAUAAAACAUCUGACAAGUCAGCUUAAUGCUGAACAAGAGAGACUUCAGAAAACCAUGAACAUGAAUACCUCCAAACAAGAAGAACAAGAACUCAAAGAAGAGCAGUUGAAGAGACAAACACAAGAAUUGGAAAGCACUAAGACCAGUUUACUUUUGGAAAGAGAGGAACUGGAACUGAUGAGGAAGGAUGUCAACAAGAAGAAAGAAGAGGUUGAAGCUGCCAUGAUCACCAUCAGUGAAGUCAGAGAACAGGUCAAUCAGAUGAAGAGUAGCACAGACGGGGACAGACAAAUGUUUGAGAAUAAAAAGGACAGAAUGGAAGAAGAAAGGUCUGAGCUGAAAAUGAGACAAGAUCAACUCUUCAGUCAAAUGAAAUAUGUUGAAGCACUGACGGAAAAACUUCAACAGAUGAAUGACAAGAUGAGUGAAGACCUGAACAUUUUUAUGGAGAGAUUACAACAAAACAAUGAGUAUGUAGUAAUGAUGUGCACUGUAUUGGAACAAAAGUGCACAGCAUUAAAAGUGCAGAAAGAAAGCAUGUCUUCUUACAUUGAACUGCUUGAGAAAGAAAAGAAAAGGCUGAUGAGUAUAAUGUCUGACAUGGUCAAUCAGAGAGAAGACAUGGAAAAUCAAUGGAAGCAGAAGUUUGAGCUGGAGGAACAAGAUCUUAAGAAACUGAGGGCAGAACUGAAGCAACACAGGGGAGAUGUGGAUAGACAGAGUGAGAUGAUGAACAAAGAGAAACAGGACUUGGAGCUGAUGAGGUCUGACAUCCUGAAACAAAGGGACAGUUUAGAACAAGAGAAAACAGAUACAAAUGAGGAAAGAGACCAGCUGGAAAUCAAACAGACUGAGUUGCUAAAGCAGAAAGAACAAACAGACAUUCUCGUUGAUGAGAUAAAUAGAGAGAAAACCAACAUUAAACAUCUGAAAACUCAGCUUCAGGCAGAAGAAAACAGACUACAGAAAGCCAUGGACAUGAUUACCUCCAAACAAGAAGAACAAGAACUCAAAGAAGAGCAGUUGAAGAGACAAACACAAGAAUUGGAAAGCACUAAGACCAGUUUACUUUUGGAAAGAGAGGAACUGGAACUGAUGAGGAAGGAUGUCAACAAGAAGAAAGAAGAGGUUGAAGCUGCCAUGAUCACCAUCAGUGAAGACAGAGAACAAGUCAAAGAUCAACUCUUCACUCAAAUGAAAUCUGUUGGAGCACUGAUGGAAAAACUUCAACAGCUGAAUGAAAAAGUGCAUGAAAAAAUGAAAAGCAAAUUCAUCAUUCUAGGACAAAACAACCAAGAUGUAGUCAAACAGGUUGAUGUUUUGAAGCAAAAACAUCAGGCUCUGGAUACACAAAAAGAAAUAAUGUUGUGUCACACAGAGACAUUACAGAGAGAACGAGAAGGACUGAAAAGUGUGUUGUCAGAAGUUGUCGCUCAGAGACUAGAAAUGGAAAAUCAACUGCAACAAGAGGAUUUGUUGGAAAAGACAAGACUUGGAGAACUGAAGUCACAGCUGAAGCAAUACAGAGAGAAUCUGGAUAGAGAGAGGGGUAUGAUGGACAAAGAGAGACUGGACUUGGAGCUGAUGAGGUCUGAAAUCCUGAAACAAAGGGACAGUUUAGAACAAGACAAAACAGAUAUAACUGAGGAAAGAGACCAGUUGAAAAUCAAACAGACUGAGCUACAAAAGAAGAAAGAACAAACAGACAUUCUUCUUGAUGAGAUAAAAAGAGAGAAAAAAAACAUGAAACAUCUGACAAAUCAGCUUCACGCUGAACAAGAGAGACUUCAGAUUGCCAUGGACAUGAUUACCUCCAAACAAGAAGCACAAGAACUCAAAGAAGAGCAGUUGAAGACACAAACACAAGAAUUGGAAAGCACUGAGACCAGUUUACUUUUGGAAAGAGAGGAACUGGAACUGAUAAGGAAGGACCUGAACAAGAAGAAAGAAGAGGUUGAAGCUGCCAUGAUCACCAUCAGUGAAGACAGAGAACAAGUAAAUCAGAUGAAGAGUAGCACAGACAGGGACAGACAAAUGUUUGAGAAUGAAAAGGAGAGAAUGGAAGGAGAAAGGUCUGAGCUGAAAAUGAGACAAGAUCAACUCUUCACUCAAAUGAAAUCUGUUGGAGCACUGAGGGAAAAACUUCAACAGAUAAAUGACAAAAGAGACCAGUUGGAAAUCAGACAGACUGAGCUGCAAAAGCAGAAAGAACAAACAGACAUUCUUCUUCAUGAGAUCUAUAGAGAGAAAACCAACAUGAAACAUCUGACAAAUCAGCUUCACGCUGAACAAGAGAGACUUCAGAUUGCCAUGGACAUGAUUACCUCCAAACAAGAAGCACAAGAACUCAAAGAAGAGCAGUUGAAGACACAAACACAAGAAUUGGAAAGCACUGAGACCAGUUUACUUUUGGAAAGAGAGGAACUGGAACUGAUAAGGAAGGACCUGAACAAGAAGAAAGAAGAGGUUGAAGCUGCCAUGAUCACCAUCAGUGAAGACAGAGAACAAGUCAAAGAUCAACUCUUCAGUCAAAUGAAAUCUGUUGAAGCACUGAGGGAAAAACUUCAACAGCUGAAUGAAAAAGUGCAUGAAAAAAUGAAAAGCAAAUUUAUCAUUCUAGGACAAAACAACCAAGAUGUAAUCAAACAGGUCGAUGUUUUGGAGCAAAAAUAUCAGGCUCUGGAAAAACAAAAAGAAACAAUGUUGCGUCACACAGAGACAUUACAGAGAGAACGAGAAGGGCUGAAAAGUGUGUUGUCAGAAGUUGUCGCUCAGAGAGUAGAAAUGGAAAAUCAACUGCAACAAGAGGAUUUGGUGGAAAAGACAAGACUUGGAGAACUGAAGUCACAGCUGAAGCAAUACAGAGAGAAUCUGGAUAAAGAGAGGGGUAUGAUGGACAAAGAGAGACUGGACUUGGAGCUGGUGAGGUCUGACAUCCUGAAACAAAGGGACAGUUUAGAACAAGACAAAACAGAUAUAACUGAGGAAAGAGACCAGUUGAAAAUCAAACAGACUGAGCUACAAAAGAAGAAAGAACAAACAGACAUUCUUCUUGAUGAGAUAAAUAGAGAGAAAAACAACAUAAAACAUCUGACAAGUCAGCUUAAUGCUGAACAAGGGAGACUUCAGAAAACCAUGAACAUGAAUACCUCCAAACAAGAAGAACAAGAACUCAAAGAAGAGCAGUUGAAGAGACAAACACAAGAAUUGGAAAGCACUAAGACCAGUUUACUUUUGGAAAGAGAGGAACUGGAACUGAUGAGGAAGGAUGUCAACAAGAAGAAAGAAGAGGUUGAAGCUGCCAUGAUCACCAUCAGUGAAGUCAGAGAACAAGUCAAUCAGAUGAAGAGUAGCACAGACGGGGACAGACAAAUGUUUGAGAAUAAAAAGGACAGAAUGGAAGAAGAAAGGUCUGAGCUGAAAAUGAGACAAGAUCAACUCUUCAGUCAAAUGAAAUAUGUUGAAGCACUGACGGAAAAACUUCAACAGAUGAAUGACAAGAUGAGUGAAGACCUGAACAUUUCUAUGGAGAGAUUACAACAAAACAAUGAGUAUGUAGUAAUGAUGUGCACUGUAUUGGAACAAAAGUGCACAGCAUUAAAAGUGCAGAAAGAAAGCAUGUCUUCUUACAUUGAACUGCUUGAGAAAGAAAAGAAAAGGCUGAUGAGUAUAAUGUCUGACAUGGUCAAUCAGAGAGAAGACAUGGAAAAUCAAUGGAAGCAGAAGUUUGAGCUGGAGGAACAAGAUCUUAAGAAACUGAGGGCAGAACUGAAGCAACACAGGGGAGAUGUGGAUAGACAGAGUGAGAUGAUGAACAAAGAGAAACAGGACUUGGAGCUGAUGAGGUCUGACAUCCUGAAACAAAGGGACAGUUUAGAACAAGAGAAAACAGAUACAAAUGAGGAAAGAGACCAGCUGGAAAUCAAACAGACUGAGUUGCUAAAGCAGAAAGAACAAACAGACAUUCUCGUUGAUGAGAUAAAUAGAGAGAAAACCAACAUUAAACAUCUGAAAACUCAGCUUCAGGCAGAAGAAAACAGACUACAGAAAGCCAUGGACAUGAUUACCUCCAAACAAGAAGAACAAGAACUCAAAGAAGAGCAGUUGAAGAGACAAACACAAGAAUUGGAAAGCACUAAGACCAGUUUACUUUUGGAAAGAGAGGAACUGGAACUGAUGAGGAAGGAUGUCAACAAGAAGAAAGAAGAGGUUGAAGCUGCCAUGAUCACCAUCAGUGAAGACAGAGAACAAGUCAAAGAUCAACUCUUCACUCAAAUGAAAUCUGUUGGAGCACUGAUGGAAAAACUUCAACAGCUGAAUGAAAAAGUGCAUGAAAAAAUGAAAAGCAAAUUCAUCAUUCUAGGACAAAACAACCAAGAUGUAGUCAAACAGGUUGAUGUUUUGAAGCAAAAACAUCAGGCUCUGGAUACACAAAAAGAAAUAAUGUUGUGUCACACAGAGACAUUACAGAGAGAACGAGAAGGACUGAAAAGUGUGUUGUCAGAAGUUGUCGCUCAGAGACUAGAAAUGGAAAAUCAACUGCAACAAGAGGAUUUGUUGGAAAAGACAAGACUUGGAGAACUGAAGUCACAGCUGAAGCAAUACAGAGAGAAUCUGGAUAGAGAGAGGGGUAUGAUGGACAAAGAGAGACUGGACUUGGAGCUGAUGAGGUCUGAAAUCCUGAAACAAAGGGACAGUUUAGAACAAGACAAAACAGAUAUAACUGAGGAAAGAGACCAGUUGAAAAUCAAACAGACUGAGCUACAAAAGAAGAAAGAACAAACAGACAUUCUUCUUGAUGAGAUAAAAAGAGAGAAAAAAAACAUGAAACAUCUGACAAAUCAGCUUCACGCUGAACAAGAGAGACUUCAGAUUGCCAUGGACAUGAUUACCUCCAAACAAGAAGCACAAGAACUCAAAGAAGAGCAGUUGAAGACACAAACACAAGAAUUGGAAAGCACUGAGACCAGUUUACUUUUGGAAAGAGAGGAACUGGAACUGAUAAGGAAGGACCUGAACAAGAAGAAAGAAGAGGUUGAAGCUGCCAUGAUCACCAUCAGUGAAGACAGAGAACAAGUAAAUCAGAUGAAGAGUAGCACAGACAGGGACAGACAAAUGUUUGAGAAUGAAAAGGAGAGAAUGGAAGGAGAAAGGUCUGAGCUGAAAAUGAGACAAGAUCAACUCUUCACUCAAAUGAAAUCUGUUGGAGCACUGAGGGAAAAACUUCAACAGAUAAAUGACAAAAGAGACCAGUUGGAAAUCAGACAGACUGAGCUGCAAAAGCAGAAAGAACAAACAGACAUUCUUCUUCAUGAGAUCUAUAGAGAGAAAACCAACAUGAAACAUCUGACAAAUCAGCUUCACGCUGAACAAGAGAGACUUCAGAUUGCCAUGGACAUGAUUACCUCCAAACAAGAAGCACAAGAACUCAAAGAAGAGCAGUUGAAGACACAAACACAAGAAUUGGAAAGCACUGAGACCAGUUUACUUUUGGAAAGAGAGGAACUGGAACUGAUAAGGAAGGACCUGAACAAGAAGAAAGAAGAGGUUGAAGCUGCCAUGAUCACCAUCAGUGAAGACAGAGAACAAGUCAAAGAUCAACUCUUCAGUCAAAUGAAAUCUGUUGAAGCACUGAGGGAAAAACUUCAACAGCUGAAUGAAAAAGUGCAUGAAAAAAUGAAAAGCAAAUUUAUCAUUCUAGGACAAAACAACCAAGAUGUAAUCAAACAGGUCGAUGUUUUGGAGCAAAAAUAUCAGGCUCUGGAAAAACAAAAAGAAACAAUGUUGCGUCACACAGAGACAUUACAGAGAGAACGAGAAGGGCUGAAAAGUGUGUUGUCAGAAGUUGUCGCUCAGAGAGUAGAAAUGGAAAAUCAACUGCAACAAGAGGAUUUGGUGGAAAAGACAAGACUUGGAGAACUGAAGUCACAGCUGAAGCAAUACAGAGAGAAUCUGGAUAAAGAGAGGGGUAUGAUGGACAAAGAGAGACUGGACUUGGAGCUGGUGAGGUCUGAAAUCCUGAAACAAAGGGACAGUUUAGAACAAGACAAAACAGAUAUAACUGAGGAAAGAGACCAGUUGAAAAUCAAACAGACUGAGCUACAAAAGAAGAAAGAACAAACAGACAUUCUUCUUGAUGAGAUAAAAAGAGAGAAAAAAAACAUGAAACAUCUGACAAAUCAGCUUCACGCUGAACAAGAGAGACUUCAGAUUGCCAUGGACAUGAUUACCUCCAAACAAGAAGCACAAGAACUCAAAGAAGAGCAGUUGAAGACACAAACACAAGAAUUGGAAAGCACUGAGACCAGUUUACUUUUGGAAAGAGAGGAACUGGAACUGAUAAGGAAGGACCUGAACAAGAAGAAAGAAGAGGUUGAAGCUGCCAUGAUCACCAUCAGUGAAGACAGAGAACAAGUAAAUCAGAUGAAGAGUAGCACAGACAGGGACAGACAAAUGUUUGAGAAUGAAAAGGAGAGAAUGGAAGGAGAAAGGUCUGAGCUGAAAAUGAGACAAGAUCAACUCUUCACUCAAAUGAAAUCUGUUGGAGCACUGAGGGAAAAACUUCAACAGAUAAAUGACAAAAGAGACCAGUUGGAAAUCAGACAGACUGAGCUGCAAAAGCAGAAAGAACAAACAGACAUUCUUCUUCAUGAGAUCUAUAGAGAGAAAACCAACAUGAAACAUCUGACAAAUCAGCUUCACGCUGAACAAGAGAGACUUCAGAUUGCCAUGGACAUGAUUACCUCCAAACAAGAAGCACAAGAACUCAAAGAAGAGCAGUUGAAGACACAAACACAAGAAUUGGAAAGCACUGAGACCAGUUUACUUUUGGAAAGAGAGGAACUGGAACUGAUAAGGAAGGACCUGAACAAGAAGAAAGAAGAGGUUGAAGCUGCCAUGAUCACCAUCAGUGAAGACAGAGAACAAGUCAAAGAUCAACUCUUCAGUCAAAUGAAAUCUGUUGAAGCACUGAGGGAAAAACUUCAACAGCUGAAUGAAAAAGUGCAUGAAAAAAUGAAAAGCAAAUUUAUCAUUCUAGGACAAAACAACCAAGAUGUAAUCAAACAGGUCGAUGUUUUGGAGCAAAAAUAUCAGGCUCUGGAAAAACAAAAAGAAACAAUGUUGCGUCACACAGAGACAUUACAGAGAGAACGAGAAGGGCUGAAAAGUGUGUUGUCAGAAGUUGUCGCUCAGAGAGUAGAAAUGGAAAAUCAACUGCAACAAGAGGAUUUGGUGGAAAAGACAAGACUUGGAGAACUGAAGUCACAGCUGAAGCAAUACAGAGAGAAUCUGGAUAAAGAGAGGGGUAUGAUGGACAAAGAGAGACUGGACUUGGAGCUGGUGAGGUCUGACAUCCUGAAACAAAGGGACAGUUUAGAACAAGACAAAACAGAUAUAACUGAGGAAAGAGACCAGUUGAAAAUCAAACAGACUGAGCUACAAAAGAAGAAAGAACAAACAGACAUUCUUCUUGAUGAGAUAAAUAGAGAGAAAAACAACAUAAAACAUCUGACAAGUCAGCUUAAUGCUGAACAAGAGAGACUUCAGAAAACCAUGAACAUGAAUACCUCCAAACAAGAAGAACAAGAACUCAAAGAAGAGCAGUUGAAGAGACAAACACAAGAAUUGGAAAGCACUAAGACCAGUUUACUUUUGGAAAGAGAGGAACUGGAACUGAUGAGGAAGGAUGUCAACAAGAAGAAAGAAGAGGUUGAAGCUGCCAUGAUCACCAUCAGUGAAGUCAGAGAACAAGUCAAUCAGAUGAAGAGUAGCACAGACGGGGACAGACAAAUGUUUGAGAAUAAAAAGGACAGAAUGGAAGAAGAAAGGUCUGAGCUGAAAAUGAGACAAGAUCAACUCUUCAGUCAAAUGAAAUAUGUUGAAGCACUGACGGAAAAACUUCAACAGAUGAAUGACAAGAUGAGUGAAGACCUGAACAUUUCUAUGGAGAGAUUACAACAAAACAAUGAGUAUGUAGUAAUGAUGUGCACUGUAUUGGAACAAAAGUGCACAGCAUUAAAAGUGCAGAAAGAAAGCAUGUCUUCUUACAUUGAACUGCUUGAGAAAGAAAAGAAAAGGCUGAUGAGUAUAAUGUCUGACAUGGUCAAUCAGAGAGAAGACAUGGAAAAUCAAUGGAAGCAGAAGUUUGAGCUGGAGGAACAAGAUCUUAAGAAACUGAGGGCAGAACUGAAGCAACACAGGGGAGAUGUGGAUAGACAGAGUGAGAUGAUGAACAAAGAGAAACAGGACUUGGAGCUGAUGAGGUCUGACAUCCUGAAACAAAGGGACAGUUUAGAACAAGAGAAAACAGAUACAAAUGAGGAAAGAGACCAGCUGGAAAUCAAACAGACUGAGUUGCUAAAGCAGAAAGAACAAACAGACAUUCUCGUUGAUGAGAUAAAUAGAGAGAAAACCAACAUUAAACAUCUGAAAACUCAGCUUCAGGCAGAAGAAAACAGACUACAGAAAGCCAUGGACAUGAUUACCUCCAAACAAGAAGAACAAGAACUCAAAGAAGAGCAGUUGAAGAGACAAACACAAGAAUUGGAAAGCACUAAGACCAGUUUACUUUUGGAAAGAGAGGAACUGGAACUGAUGAGGAAGGAUGUCAACAAGAAGAAAGAAGAGGUUGAAGCUGCCAUGAUCACCAUCAGUGAAGACAGAGAACAAGUCAAAGAUCAACUCUUCACUCAAAUGAAAUCUGUUGGAGCACUGAUGGAAAAACUUCAACAGCUGAAUGAAAAAGUGCAUGAAAAAAUGAAAAGCAAAUUCAUCAUUCUAGGACAAAACAACCAAGAUGUAGUCAAACAGGUUGAUGUUUUGAAGCAAAAACAUCAGGCUCUGGAUACACAAAAAGAAAUAAUGUUGUGUCACACAGAGACAUUACAGAGAGAACGAGAAGGACUGAAAAGUGUGUUGUCAGAAGUUGUCGCUCAGAGACUAGAAAUGGAAAAUCAACUGCAACAAGAGGAUUUGUUGGAAAAGACAAGACUUGGAGAACUGAAGUCACAGCUGAAGCAAUACAGAGAGAAUCUGGAUAGAGAGAGGGGUAUUAUGGACAAAGAGAGACUGGACUUGGAGCUGAUGAGGUCUGAAAUCCUGAAACAAAGGGACAGUUUAGAACAAGACAAAACAGAUAUAACUGAGGAAAGAGACCAGUUGAAAAUCAAACAGACUGAGCUACAAAAGAAGAAAGAACAAACAGACAUUCUUCUUGAUGAGAUAAAAAGAGAGAAAAAAAACAUGAAACAUCUGACAAAUCAGCUUCACGCUGAACAAGAGAGACUUCAGAUUGCCAUGGACAUGAUUACCUCCAAACAAGAAGCACAAGAACUCAAAGAAGAGCAGUUGAAGACACAAACACAAGAAUUGGAAAGCACUGAGACCAGUUUACUUUUGGAAAGAGAGGAACUGGAACUGAUAAGGAAGGACCUGAACAAGAAGAAAGAAGAGGUAGAAGCUGCCAUGAUCACCAUCAGUGAAGACAGAGAACAAGUAAAUCAGAUGAAGAGUAGCACAGACAGGGACAGACAAAUGUUUGAGAAUGAAAAGGAGAGAAUGGAAGGAGAAAGGUCUGAGCUGAAAAUGAGACAAGAUCAACUCUUCACUCAAAUGAAAUCUGUUGGAGCACUGAGGGAAAAACUUCAACAGAUGAAUGACAAAAGAGACCAGUUGGAAAUCAGACAGACUGAGCUGCAAAAACAGAAAGAACAAACAGACAUUCUUCUUGAUGAGAUAAAUAGAGAGAAAUCCAACAUUAAACAUCUGAAAACUCAGCUUCAGUCAGAAGAAAACAGACUACAGAAAGCCAAGGACAUGAUUACCUCCAAAGAAGAAGAACAAGAAUUCAAAGAAGAGCAGUUGAAGAGACAAACACAAGAAUUGGAAAGCACUAAGACCAGUUUACUUUUGGAAAGGGAGAAACUGGAACUGAUGGAGAAGGAUCUCAACAAGAAGAAAGAAGAGGUUGAAGCUGCCAUGAUCACCAUCAGUGAAGUCAGAGAACAAGUCAAUCAGAUGAAGAGUAGCACAGACGGAGACAGUCAAAUGUUUAAGAAUGAAAAGGAGAGAAUGGAAGGAGAAAGGUCUGAGCUGAAAAUGAGACAUGAUCAACUCUUCAGUCAAAUGAAAUCCGUUGUAGCACUGAGGGAAAAAUUUCAACAGAUAAAUGACAAAAGAGACCAGUUGGAAAUCAGACAGACUGAGGUGCAAAAGCAGAAAGAACAAACAGACAUUCUUCUUCAUGAGAUCUAUAGAGAGAAAACCAACAUGAAACAUCUGACAAAUCAGCUUCACGCUGAACAAGAGAGACUUCAGAUUGCCAUGGACAUGAUUACCUCCAAACAAGAAGCACAAGAACGCAAAGAAGAGCAGUUGAAGAGACAAACACAAGAAUUGGAAAGCACUGAGACCAGUUUACUUUUGGAAAGAGAGGAACUGGAACUGAUGAGGAAGGACCUCAACAAGACGAAAGACGAGGUUGAAGCUGCCAUGAUCACCAUCAGUGAAGACAGAGAACAAGUCAAAGAUCAACUCUUCAGUCAAAUGAAAUCUGUUGAAGCACUGAGGGAAAAACUUCAACAGCUGAAUGAAAAAGUGCAUGAAAAAAUGAAAAGCAAAUUCAUCAUUCUAGGACAAAACAACCAAGAUGUAGUCAAACAGGUCGAUGUUUUGGAGCAAAAAUAUCAGGCUCUGGAAAUACAAAAAGAGACAAUGUUGCGUCACACAGAGACAUUACAGAGAGAACGAGAAGGACUGAAAAGUGUGUUGUCAGAAGUUGUCGCUCAGAGACUAGAAAUGGAAAAUCAACUGCAACAAGAGGAUUUGUUGGAAAAGACAAGACUUGGAGAACUGAAGUCACAGCUGAAGCAAUACAGAGAGAAUCUGGAUAAAGAGAGGGGUAUGAUGGACAAAGAGAGACUGGACUUGGAGCUGAUGAGGUCUGACAUCCUGAAACAAAGGGACAGUUUAGAACAAGACAAAACAGAUAUAACUGAGGAAAGAGACCAGUUGAAAAUCAAACAGACUGAGCUACAAAAGAAGAAAGAACAAAUAGACAUUCUUCUUGAUGAGAUAAAAAGAGAGAAAAAAAACAUAAAACACCUGACAAGUCAGCUUGAUGCUGAACAAGAGAGACGUCAGAAAGCAAUGAACAUGAAUACCUCCAAACAAGAAGAACAAGAAUUCAAAGAAGAGCAGUUGAAGAGACAAACACAAGAAUUGGAACGCACUAAGACCAGUUUACUUUUGGAAAUAGAGGAACUGGAACUGAUGAGGAAUGAUGUCAACAAGAAGAAAGAAGAGGUUGAAGCUGCCAUGAUCACCAUCAGUGAAGACAGAGAACAAGUAAAUCAGAUGAAGAGUAGCACAGACAGGGACAGACAAAUGUUUGAGAAUGAAAAGGACAGAAUGGAAGGAGAAAGGUCUGAGCUGAAAAUGAAACAAGAUCAACUCUUCACUCAAAUGAAAUCUGUUGGAGCACUGAGGGAAAAACUUCAACAGAUGAAUGACAAAAGAGACCAGUUGGAAAUCAGACAGACUGAGCUGCAAAAACAGAAAGAACAAACAGACAUUCUUCUUGAUGAGAUAAAUAGAGAGAAAUCCAACAUUAAACAUCUGAAAACUCAGCUUCAGUCAGAAGAAAACAGACUACAGAAAGCCAUGGACAUGAUUACCUCCAAACAAGAAGCACAAGAACGCAAAGAAGAGCAGUUGAAGAGACAAACACAAGAAUUGGAAAGCACUGAGACCAGUUUACUUUUGGAAAGAGAGGAACUGGAACUGAUGAGGAAGGACCUCAACAAGACGAAAGACGAGGUUGAAGCUGCCAUGAUCACCAUCAGUGAAGACAGAGAACAAGUCAAAGAUCAACUCUUCAGUCAAAUGAAAUCUGUUGAAGCACUGAGGGAAAAACUUCAACAGCUGAAUGAAAAAGUGCAUGAAAAAAUGAAAAGCAAAUUCAUCAUUCUAGGACAAAACAACCAAGAUGUAGUCAAACAGGUCGAUGUUUUGGAGCAAAAAUAUCAGGCUCUGGAAAUACAAAAAGAGACAAUGUUGCGUCACACAGAGACAUUACAGAGAGAACGAGAAGGACUGAAAAGUGUGUUGUCAGAAGUUGUCGCUCAGAGACUAGAAAUGGAAAAUCAACUGCAACAAGAGGAUUUGUUGGAAAAGACAAGACUUGGAGAACUGAAGUCACAGCUGAAGCAAUACAGAGAGAAUCUGGAUAAAGAGAGGGGUAUGAUGGACAAAGAGAGACUGGACUUGGAGCUGAUGAGGUCUGACAUCCUGAAACAAAGGGACAGUUUAGAACAAGACAAAACAGAUAUAACUGAGGAAAGAGACCAGUUGAAAAUCAAACAGACUGAGCUACAAAAGAAGAAAGAACAAACAGACAUUCUUCUUGAUGAGAUAAAAAGAGAGAAAAAAAACAUAAAACACCUGACAAGUCAGCUUGAUGCUGAACAAGAGAGGCGUCAGAAAGCAAUGAACAUGAAUACCUCCAAACAAGAAGAACAAGAAUUCAAAGAAGAGCAGUUGAAGAGACAAACACAAGAAUUGGAACGCACUAAGACCAGUUUACUUUUGGAAAUAGAGGAACUGGAACUGAUGAGGAAUGAUGUCAACAAGAAGAAAGAAGAGGUUGAAGCUGCCAUGAUCACCAUCAGUGAAGACAGAGAACAAGUAAAUCAGAUGAAGAGUAGCACAGACAGGGACAGACAAAUGUUUGAGAAUGAAAAGGACAGAAUGGAAGGAGAAAGGUCUGAGCUGAAAAUGAGACAAGAUCAACUCUUCACUCAAAUGAAAUCUGUUGGAGCACUGAGGGAAAAACUUCAACAGAUGAAUGACAAAAGAGACCAGUUGGAAAUCAGACAGACUGAGCUGCAAAAACAGAAAGAACAAACAGACAUUCUUCUUGAUGAGAUAAAUAGAGAGAAAUCCAACAUUAAACAUCUGAAAACUCAGCUUCAGUCAGAAGAAAACAGACUACAGAAAGCCAUGGACAUGAUUACCUCCAAACAAGAAGCACAAGAACUCAAAGAAGAGCAGUUGAAGACACAAACACAAGAAUUGGAAAGCACUGAGACCAUUUUACUUUUGGAAAAUGAGGAACUGGAACUGAUGAGGAAGGACCUCAACAAGAAGAAAGAAGAGGUUGAAGCUGCCAUGAUCACCAUCAGUGAAGACAGAGAACAAGUCAAAGAUCAACUCUUCACUCAAAUGAAAUCUGUUGGAGCACUGAGGGAAAAACUUCAACAGCUGAAUGAAAAAGUGCAUGAAAAAAUGAAAAGCAAAUUCAUCAUUCUAGGACAAAACAACCAAGAUGUAGUCAAACAGGUCGAUGUUUUGGAGCAAAAAUAUCAGGCUCUGGAAAAACAAAAAGAAACAAUGUUGCGUCACACAGAGACAUUACAGAGAGAACGAGAAGGACUGAAAAGUGUGUUGUCAGAAGUUGUCGCUCAGAGACUAGAAAUGGAAAAUCAACUGCAACAAGAGGAUUUGUUGGAAAAGACAAGACUUGGAGAACUGAAGUCACAGCUGAAGCAAUACAGAGAGAAUCUGGAUAAAGAGAGGGGUAUGAUGGACAAAGAGAGACUGGACUUGGAGCUGAUGAGGUCUGACAUCCUGAAACAAAGUGACAGUUUAGAACAAGACAAAACAGAUAUAACUGAGGACAGAGACCAGUUGAAAAUCAAACAGACUGAGCUACAAAAGAAGAAAGAACAAACAGACAUUCUUCUUGAUGAGAUAAAUAGAGAGAAAAACAACAUAAAACACCUGACAAGUCAGCUUGAUGCUGAACAAGAGAGACUUCAGAAAGCCAUCAACAUGAAUACCUCCAAACAAGAAGAACAAGAAUUCAAAGAAGAGCAGUUGAAGAGACAAACACAAGAAUUGGAAAGCACUAAGACCAGUUUACUUUUGGAAAGAGAGGAACUGGAACUGAUGAGGAAGGAUGUCAACAAGAAGAAAGAAGAGGUUGAAGCUGCCAUGAUCACCAUCAGUGAAGACAGAGAACAAGUCAUUCAGAUGAAGAGUAGCACAGACAGGGACAGACAAAUGUUUGAGAAUGAAAAGGAGAGAAUGGAAGGAGAAAGGUCUGAGCUGAAAAUGAGACAAGAUCAACUCUUCAGUCAAACGAAAUCUGUUGAAACACUGAGGGAAAAACUUCAACAGUUGACUGAAAAAGUGCUUGAAAAAGUGAAAACCAAAUUCAUCACCCUAAAACAAAACAAUCAAGAUGUAGACAAACAGGUCGAUGUUUUGGAGCAAAAAUAUCAGGCUCUGGAUAAACAAAAUGAAAUAAUGUUGCGUCACACAGAGACAUUACAGAGAGAACGAGAAGGGUUGAAAAUCGUGUUGUCAGAAGUUGUCGCUCAGAGACUACAAAUGGAGAAUCGACUGAAACAAGAGGAUUUGUUGGAAAAAGCACAUCCUGGAGAAAUGAAUUCACAGCUGAAGCAAUACAGAGAAGAUCUGUAUAGAGAGAGGGGUAUGAUGGACAAAGAGAAACUGGACUUGGAGCUGAUGAGGUCUGACAUCCUGAAACAAAGGGACAGUUUAGAACAAGACAAAACAGAUAUAACUGAGGAAAGAGACCAGUUGAAAAUCGAAAAGACUGAGCUACAAAAGAAGAAAGAACAAACAGACAUUCUUCUUGACGAGACAAAAAGAGAGAAAAAAAACAUAAAACACCUGACAAGUCAGCUUGAUGCUGAACAAGAGAGACUUCAGAAAGCCAUGAACACGAAUACCUCCAAACAAGAAGAACAAGAAUUCAAAGAAGAGCAGUUGAAGGACAGAAUGGAAGAAGAAAGGUCUGAGCUGAAAAUGAGACAAGAUCAACUCUUCAGUCAAAUGAAAUAUGUUGAAGCACUGACGGAAAAACUUCAACAGAUGAAUGACAAGAUGAGUGAAGACCUGAACAUUUUUAUGGAGAGAUUACAACAAAACAAUGAGUAUGUAGUAAUGAUGUGCACUGUAUUGGAACAAAAGUGCACAGCAUUAAAAGUGCAGAAAGAAAGCAUGUCUUCUUACAUUGAACUGCUUGAGAAAGAAAAGAAAAGGCUGAUGAGUAUAAUGUCUGACAUGGUCAAUCAGAGAGAAGACAUGGAAAAUCAAUGGAAGCAGAAGUUUGAGCUGGAGGAACAAGAUCUUAAGAAACUGAGGGCAGAACUGAAGCAACACAGGGGAGAUGUGGAUAGACAGAGUGAGAUGAUGAACAAAGAGAAACAGGACUUGGAGCUGAUGAGGUCUGACAUCCUGAAACAAAGGGACAGUUUAGAACAAGAGAAAACAGAUACAAAUGAGGAAAGAGACCAGCUGGAAAUCAAACAGACUGAGUUGCUAAAGCAGAAAGAACAAACAGACAUUCUCGUUGAUGAGAUAAAUAGAGAGAAAACCAACAUUAAACAUCUGAAAACUCAGCUUCAGGCAGAAGAAAACAGACUACAGAAAGCCAUGGACAUGAUUACCUCCAACCAAGAAGAACAAGAACUCAAAGAAGAGCAGUUGAAGAGACAAACACAAGAAUUGGAAAGCACUAAGACCAGUUUACUUUUGGAAAGAGAGGAACUGGAACUGAUGAGGAAGGAUGUCAACAAGAAGAAAGAAGAGGUUGAAGCUGCCAUGAUCACCAUCAGUGAAGACAGAGAACAAGUCAAAGAUCAACUCUUCACUCAAAUGAAAUCUAGACAUUACAGAGAGAACGAGAAGGACUGA